AUGUCCGGAGGACGCAGCUGCGCAAGGGUCUACCCCGGCGCCAACGAAAAGUUUGGUCGUCCCUGGUGGGAUUACGACAACCUCGCAGUUCAAUGGGGCACACAAGACAACUACGAGAUCCUCCGCAAAGUUGGACGUGGUAAAUACUCUGAAGUGUUCGAAGGAGUCAACAUUGCCUCCGCCUCUGGUGUUCCCGAGAAAUGCAUCAUCAAAGUGCUCAAACCCGUCAAAAAGAAAAAGAUCAAACGAGAGAUCAAGAUCCUUCAAAACCUCGCUGGAGGGCCCAACGUCGUUGGACUGCUCGACGUCGUACGAGACCCACAGUCUAAAACACCAUCGAUCAUCACCGAGUAUAUCAACAAUACCGAUUUCAAGAUCCUCUAUCCGAAGUUUACCGAUUUCGAUGUGAGGUUUUACAUCUUCGAGUUGUUGAAGGCGUUGGAUUUCUGUCAUUCGAGAGGGAUUAUGCAUAGGGAUGUGAAGCCGCAUAAUGUUAUGAUUGAUCAUGAAAAGCGUAAACUUCGACUCAUCGAUUGGGGUCUUGCGGAGUUCUACCACCCUUAUACAGAGUACAACGUUAGGGUAGCCUCACGAUACUUCAAAGGUCCCGAACUUUUGGUAGAUUUCCAAGAGUACGACUACUCACUGGACAUGUGGAGUCUAGGCUGCAUGUUCGCAAGCAUGAUCUUCCGCAAAGAACCUUUCUUCCAUGGUCACGACAACUAUGAUCAACUCGUCAAGAUUUGCAAAGUUCUAGGCACAGACGAGCUGUACGUGUAUUUGGAGAAGUACGAUAUCGAUCUUGACCCUCAAUAUGACGAUAUUUUGGGUAGAUAUCAGAGGAAACCCUGGAGCAGAUUCAUUACGAGCGAGAACCAGAGGUAUAUUUCGAAUGAUGCGAUCGACUUUUUGGACAAGUUGCUGAGGUAUGAUCAUCAGGAAAGAUUGACCGCGAAGGAGGCUCAGGAUCAUGCGUAUUUCGAGCCGGUGCGGGCUGCUGCUGCAAGAGGGGAGGUUGUUGCUAGCUAG
This is a messenger RNA of Ustilago hordei, 1029 nucleotides long. RefSeq names its product putative protein kinase CK2 alpha subunit. Gene Ontology annotation, biological process: regulation of transcription by RNA polymerase III; DNA damage response; regulation of transcription by RNA polymerase I. The coding region runs from base 1 to 1029 and encodes 342 amino acids. Lineage: Eukaryota; Fungi; Basidiomycota; Ustilaginomycetes; Ustilaginales; Ustilaginaceae. Gene Ontology annotation, molecular function: protein serine/threonine kinase activity; ATP binding. The record is from RefSeq and is a predicted model, not a curated record. Gene Ontology annotation, cellular component: cytosol; protein kinase CK2 complex; nucleus. The transcript has a single exon.